Molecule: messenger RNA, 1225 nt
Organism: Zeugodacus cucurbitae (melon fly)
Lineage: Eukaryota; Metazoa; Arthropoda; Insecta; Diptera; Tephritidae
Exons: 6
Coding region: 304-1119 (271 amino acids)
Source: RefSeq, a predicted model, not a curated record
CUGCAUGCUUGUUUGGUGGAAAAAAAGCAUAAAAAAGCUGCAAUUGAAAGUGGAGAAAUUACAAGUUUUCUGAAAGUGUUUUCAAGUUAUUUGGACUAACAAGUUUUUUUAUACGCAGUGUAACCAUUUUAAUUCAGCAUUUUAGAGUCAUUCAACCGUAGAAAGUGUUUAUUUGAUAUUAUUAUAUAAUUGUGAAAUCGAAAUUGUGUGAGCAACGAUUAUAAUUUAAACGGAAAAAGUGUCAAGAAAUUGCAGAUAUUUUUAUUUAAAACUUUAUUUUAUAAUUUCGGUAUUGCUAAGAAAAUGUCCAGUUAUCGCCCACGAAGAACACGCAUUUAUGGCGCCAACUACGAUAUCGGUGAAAGCUCGUAUAAAAAAUUGUUGGAAAGUUUAGACAAUAAAAGAGGAGUCGGCAGGAGCUUAGACUCUCAUGUUCCUUUGGCUCGUGAAACCAGCUUGCCCCCAAAAGUGACCUUUUUGCAAGAUGAGGACGAUUUUGAUCGCGAGAAAUAUAGAGCCUCACUAAGAGCCAAACUGCAACUGGACGAUGAUGAUGCCGAUGCUUUUGGCUCCACACUCAAACAAUCUAAGUUGAGACUUGCAGAGAGAAGUAGAUAUCUGGAUAAUGAAGAUGAGGACGUUUUGGGCUCUACCUUCAAGCCGUUGAAAUUCAGAGGCUUAGAUGAAUCAUCGGCUGCUGUAGAAUCUUCAUUGAAAUCAUCAUUGAAAUAUAGAGCUUCAGCAGAGCCAUUCGAAUCGUCUUUGAAAUCAUUGAAAUUGAAUGGCACAGAUGAGUCAGGGUUCGGUGAAAGCAUAAGACAAAGAGCAAUAAAAGCCGGCAAAGCGAGGUCCAUCUUAGAUGACUUAGAUGAUCAGGAGGCCAGCACCUUUUCAUCGAGACGUAUUAAGAUCAGAAGUGAGAACGUCAUAAUGGGUGAUACUAGUACCACAACCGAAGCUUCCUCACGCAUGAAAGCUACUAAAGCUCGCCUCGCUGAUCUCGAAUCGGAAAUGUCGUCGAUUAGUGAAAAACAAAGUGAACGGGAAAAGCGUAAACAUAAUUUAAGAAAAUUAUUGAAUGAAAGCGAAUCUGAUACCUUUAAGGCCAUAGAAAUGUAAUUGUUGUAAUGUUGUGCUAUACGAAUACGUACUAAAAGAAAAAAGAAUUGUGGAAAAUAAAGUGUUUAAGUAAAUGUUAAAGUGAGAUCUAUAACGAAAAGAAAAC